AUGAAAAUAAAGGGAAAUCAAAUUUUAUUUGUUCUUAAACAAAUAAAACGACGAAUAAAAUUUGUAAUUUUAUUUCUUGUAAUUAUUUUAAUAAUUUCAAAAGAAAAUUCGUCAAAAGAAGAAGAAGAAGAAGUGAAUAUAAAAAAUGAUUCGUGGAUAAUAUUUUAUCGUAUUAUUGGAAAUGAUUUUGUUUCAAAUAAUUGUUCAAAUGAAACAUUAAUUAAUUUAAAAUUUAUUCUUCAAUAUGAAUUUUCAUUUAAAAAUGUGAAAAAGAUUUGGAUACUUAAUCGAAUUGUUAAUAAAGAAUUUGAAGAAAUCUUAAUAAAUAUAUUAAAUUCAUAUAAUUAUUUCUUUAUUCGAAUACCUUUUCAUUCAGAUGAAUAUUAUCGUAUACCAUAUUAUAUUCCAUUGAAUUAUCCAUCACAAGAAUUUUUUUAUUCAAAUAAUUUUUCUAAUAUGUCAUCAUUAGAAAAACUUCAAUUAGUUUAUACUAUUUAUCAUUAUAAAAAUUUAUAUGCAAUUAAUAGAAAUGGAGCAAAAAAUUUUGCUUUAAAACAUGGAAAACAAGAAAUGAAUGUUAAAUGGUUAAUGCCAUUUGAGAAAAAUUCAUUUUUAUCAGAAGAAAAUUUUAAUAAAAUUCUUCAUAUUAUUAAGAAGAAUUCUUCAAUAGAAUAUCUAAUUAUACCAAAUCAUAAAAUUAUAAAUAAUAGUCAAGUAUUUUAUUUAAAUCAAUUUCAAAUCUAUGGAGAACCUCAAAUUAUCUUUCGAUAUAAUUCCAAAAUUGAAUAUUUACAAACAUUAACAGAUGAACAAGAUUCAAAUGAAGAAAUACUUUCAUAUUUAGGUAUGAAAAAGUAUUCAUUGAAAAAAUCUCGUUGGGGUUGGGAAGAAAAAGAACGAGAAGCAUUGAAUAUUUCAAAAGAUAAACAUGAAUAUAUUUUUCAAAAUCAUACUUUUAUUUUUCAUCUUUCUUCAUUCAAUAAAUCUAUUGAUGAACAAUCACUUUAUCAUCGAACAUGUAAUCAUUAUCAACAGACAUUAUAUUUUCUUCAUAAUCUCGAUUUAAAAAUUAGUUCAAUUAAAUUACUUCCAAAUCCACAAACAAAUUCAGAUCCAUGUGCAUUUUGGUCUGAUAAAAAAAUUGAAAAUAUUAUUAGAAGAGCGAGAAAUAUGAUCAUAGACGGCAAAAAUUUAGAACCAGAAUAUCAUUGA
Adineta steineri is the source of this 1212-nucleotide messenger RNA. NCBI's taxonomy places the organism in Eukaryota, Metazoa, Rotifera, Eurotatoria, Adinetida, Adinetidae. The record is from the annotation of a GenBank genome assembly.